Messenger RNA from Verticillium dahliae VdLs.17, 1158 nucleotides. RefSeq lists its product as uncharacterized. Lineage: Eukaryota; Fungi; Ascomycota; Sordariomycetes; Glomerellales; Plectosphaerellaceae. Gene Ontology annotation, cellular component: mitochondrion. The record is from RefSeq and is a predicted model, not a curated record. The transcript is spliced from 4 exons. Bases 1 to 1158 code for a protein of 385 amino acids.
AUGUCGACAGCGCGCUUGACCUUUCUCUACCCGCCUCUGUUCCGUCCUCUGCGGACGCCAGCGCGCCGUCUUCUCGACAGCCUUCGCACCGCGCGCCCCCCGUCGCCCGCCGCCACGGCAAGGCCGUCGAGCCUCUGCCCCGCGCCGGCCGAAGAUGACGAGAUGAGGCCGCCCCUCGCGCCUCCGAGCCCCGAAGCGCUCGCCAAGGACUCGGAGCUCGCCGCCGCCGCCGCCGCCGCCGCCGCCACGACCCCUACCACCGAGCCAGCUGCCGAGGCACAGCCGCCCCCUCCGACAGCACAGGGCCCCGCCGACACGAGCGCCGAGUCCGACGCCCAAGGGAAGGAUGCCGCCGCGUCCGACUCGCGCGAGGAGGCGCGCCAGGAUGCGAAGAAGAGCGGCCCGCUGGAGGCCAUGCUGCAGAUGCCCGAACCCGGCACCGACGAGGGCGGCGCGCGCCAGCACCCUCACCUGUCGCCGCCGCCCUACGUCCACCACUUUGACAGCUACUCGCUCGUGCGGCAGCUCCAGGCCGGCGGGUACACCGAGGUGCAGGCCACGUCGGUGAUGAAGGCCGUGCGGCGGAUCCUGGCGCAGAACCUGGACGUCGCGCAGGACAGCCUCGUCAGCAAGAGCGACGUCGAGAACGAGACGUAUUUGUUCCGCGCCGCGUGCUCGGAGCUCAGCACCGAGGUCAAGAACAACCAGCGCAUCGCCGACGAGGAGAUGAGGCAGCAGCGGACCCUGCUGCAGCACGAGGUGGACAUUCUGACGCAGUCGCUGAGCCAGGAGGUUCUUACGCUGAAUGAUAAUGUGCGCGGCAUGUUCAACGACCGCAAAAUUGCGGUGAGCGAGGAGCAGAAGGGCGUCGACAGCAUUAUUCAGCAGAUCAACUACAAGAUCAGUAUCUCGCUGAGCAGCGACGCCAAGUCGGAGAUUGAAGGCCUGCGCUGGGUGCUCAUCCGGCGAUCGGUCCUGGGUAUCCUCUUCAUGGCCGUGCUGACGCUGGGCACGCUGCGUUAUGGCACCUAUGUGAGCCAUGAGAACAAGAGGGAGGCCGAGCGGCUGCAGAGGCAGGCUGAGGUGCUGCGGGCGUCGGACGGCAAGCGAGACCACAGUUCCGCGCCGGAUGCGGCGGAGAUCUUGGCGGCGAGCUAG